UCCAGAUUUGUCAGUGGUUUGUUGAUAAUCGAAUCUAGCCAAGACAAUUCAGUGAGCGAUAUUAUGAGCAAUGAUUCACGCAGUCGGAGUAUGUGGACACCCUAUCAGCAACAUCACCCAAUCUAUUGAGUCACUUUUUAUGACCAGCACAAGUUGCUGGGGACUCAACACAGGAUCGCCAAGCAGGAUGGAAUUAAGGAUCUACAGAGCAAAGUAAUACAUCUCAACCCGUUCUAAAUUAAGAUGUAUUUGGUUAUUUGACCACACAUCAAAACAUUUUGAUUCAGACUGAAAUCUUGUCAUGCUUGUAUGAAAAAAUCCCUCGGUGAAAUAUUUGCAACUGUGUGUAUUGUCUAGCAGGAAACACCCUCCAACAACUGUCUAGACACAUGGCUGUAAAUGUGUUUUACUGCAACACUGUCUGAUGAUGUGGCGGAAAGGGGUGAUGGUGCAGAACAUGGUUGCUGCCUCAAAGAUCACUGCAGCAAGUUAUACUUAGGCUGUAGAAAGAAGGUUGUAGAUAGGAGGUGGUGCCACAGUAUGUCGUACUAUGAUGGUACAAGGGAAGCUGCACUACAGAAGGUUGUACAAAGGCUACAUAUAGAAUAACUUCCUGACAACUGAUCACUGUCCAAACACAAUGCAAUGAGCGUCCACUGUGUCUCAACAAACAAUGCAGCCUGCAUCAUAGAAGGAUGUACAACGGAGGUUGCACCACAGAAGGAUAUACAAUAGGACGUUGCACCACAGAAGGAUGUACAAAAGGAGGUUGCACCACAGAAGGAUGUACAAAAGGAGGUUGCACCACAGAAGGAUAUGCAAAAGGAGGUUGUACAAAGAAGGUUGCACUACAGAAGUUGAGAAAAUUAAUUAAACUCCUGAACAUCCCAAAAAUAUGCCGACCUCAAACCAGAAGGAUGUACAAAAGGACGUUGCACCCCAGAAGGAUGUACAAAAGGAGGUUGCACCACAGAAGGAUGUACAAAAGGAGGUUGCACCACAGAAGGAUGUACAAAAGGAGGUUGCACCACAGAAGGAUGUACAAAAGGAGGUUGCACCACAGAAGGAUGUACAAAAGGAGGUUGCACCACGGGAUGUACAAAAGGAGGUUGCACCACAGAAGGAUGUACAAAAGGAGGUUGCACCACAGAAGGAUGUACAAAAGGAGGUUGCACCACAGAAGGAUGUACAAAAGGAGGUUGCACCACAGAAGGAUGUACAAAAGGAGGUUGCACCACAGAAGGAUGUACAAAAGGAGGUUGCACCACGGGAUGUACACAAGAAGGUUGCAUCAUAGAAGGAUGUACAAAAGGAGAUUUCACCACAGUAGGAUGUACAAAAGGAGGUUGCACCACGGGAUGUACACAAGAAGGUUGCAUCAUAGAAGGAUGUACAAAAGGAGGUUGCACCACAGAAGGAUGUACAAAAGGAGGUUGCACCACAGAAGGAUGUACAAAAGGAGGUUGCACCACGGGAUGUACACAAGGAGGUUGCACCACAGAAGGAUGUACAAAAGGAGGUUGCACCACAGAAGGAUGUUCAAAAGGAGGUUGCACCACGGGAUGUACAAAAGGAGGUUGCACCACAGAAGGAUGUACAAAAGGAGGUUGCACCACAGAAGGAUGUACAAAAGGAGGUUGCACCACAGUAGGAUGUACAAAAGGAGGUUGCACCACAGAAGGAUGUACAAAAGGAGGUUGCACCACAGAAGGAUGUACAAAAGGAGGUUGCACCACAGAAGGAUGUACAAAAGGAGGUUGACCCACAGGAUGUACAAAAGGAGGUUGCACCACGGGAUGUACACAAGGAGGUUGCAUUAUAGAAGGAUGUACAAAAGGAGGUUGCAUCAUAGAAGGAUGUACAAAAGGAGGUUGCACCACAGUAGGAUGAACAAAAGGACGUUGCACCACGGGAUGUACACAAGGAGGUUGCAUCAUAGAAGGAUGUACAAAAGGAGGUUGCAUCAUAGAAGGAUGUACAAAAGGAGGUUGCACCACAGUAGGAUGUACAAAAGGAGGUUGCACCACGGGAUGUACACAAGGAGGUUGCAUCAUAGAAGGAUGUACAAAAGGAGGUUGCAUCAUAGAAGGAUGUACAAAAGGAGGUUGCACCACAGAAGGAUGUACAAAAGGAGGUUGACCCACAGGAGGAUGUACAAAAGGAGGUUGACCCACUGAAGGAUGUACAAAAGGAGGUUGCACCACAGGAUGUAC
This is a messenger RNA of Haliotis rufescens (red abalone), 2213 nucleotides long. Its product is annotated as F-box/LRR-repeat protein 17-like. Bases 896 to 1297 code for a protein of 133 amino acids. The transcript has a single exon. The record is from RefSeq and is a predicted model, not a curated record. NCBI's taxonomy places the organism in Eukaryota, Metazoa, Mollusca, Gastropoda, Lepetellida, Haliotidae.